Messenger RNA from Linum tenue, 963 nucleotides. The record is from the annotation of a GenBank genome assembly. Lineage: Eukaryota; Viridiplantae; Streptophyta; Magnoliopsida; Malpighiales; Linaceae.
AUGGAUGUUCCGUUUGGUGGUGCACACUAUAAACCGUUUGGUGGCAAAGUUGUUCUUCUUGGAGGCGAUUUUCGUCAAACGCUUCCAAUAGUAGCUGAUGCUGGCAGAGAAGAGAGUAUUGAUUCAUCUCUGACCUGUUCCUUUUUGUGGCAACAUUGCACUGUGUUGCACUUAACUGAAAAUAUGGGUGGUUGCUUCCCGGGAGAGUCAAAGAACCAAUCUACUGAUUGGAUAGAGAUUCCGGAAUCAUUACUGCUUCCUUCUUCAGGAAAUCCCAUCCAUACGAUUACGUCUACAGUCUAUCCUGACUUUGCUCAACGGUUCCAUAAUGUAUCGUACCUCACUGAAAGAUCCAUUAUCACACCGACCAAUGCAAAUGUCACAGAGAUCAAUUCUCAUAUGUUAGCUCUGAUUCCGGGAAUGCCACGCACAUAUUUUAGUGGUGACAGUCUUCAUACAGAUGCAAGCGAUCCAGACCGACUCGAAGCUGAAUAUCCCACUGAAUUCCUUAAUUCCUUGUCCUUCAAUGGCUGCCCUGAACAUCAGAUUGAUCUCAAGGUAUUUGCUCCAAUUAUGCUGUUGAGGAAUCUAAACCCAUCCAUUGGUCUUUGUAAUGGUACACGCUUAAUGGUGCUCUAUUUGGGCCAUUAUGUGAUAAAAGGAAUGAUAAUGGGGGGUACAUUCAAUGGUAAGACUGUGGCAAUUCCAAGAAUUCAGUUUCCAGUACGAUUGUGCUACGCCAUGACAAUCAACAAAAGCCAGGGCCAGACAUUGCAAAAUGUUGGUGUGUAUCUGCCGAAGCCAGUGUUCAGCCAUGGCCAACUUUAUGUCGCUGUUUCUAGAGUUAGAACACCAGAUGGACUUAGGUUCCUUAUUAUGAAUGAAGAUGGCGUGCCUUCCAACUGUACCCGAAAUAUUGUUUACCAGGAAGCAUUCGUUGACCUUCAGACCCCAUCUUCCUAA